Molecule: messenger RNA, 1135 nt
Organism: Notothenia coriiceps (black rockcod)
Lineage: Eukaryota; Metazoa; Chordata; Actinopteri; Perciformes; Nototheniidae
Product: NAD kinase 2, mitochondrial-like
Exons: 5
Coding region: 557-1135 (192 amino acids)
Biological process (GO): NAD+ metabolic process
Cellular component (GO): mitochondrion
Molecular function (GO): NAD+ kinase activity
Source: RefSeq, a predicted model, not a curated record
UAAACCCAGGCUACUACGUGCCAACCUUCAUGGGACGUGCAGUGCUGCCAGAGUUUCUUGUGUUGUCGUUAAUUCUUCAGCUCAGGUGUUUCAGCUCCAGUUUGAACUCCUCUGGACUUGAGUAAUGAGGCAGAGCUGUGUGUGGUGUGUGGAAAGAGUGAACCCAGCCGUUACAGUUCGUAGGAAGCCUUGAAAGCAAACUGCUAGCUUCGUUUAGCUUGUUGAGCUCAGCUCGUAACGCUAUCUUUUAACCUGACCAAAUACGGUUGGCAUGGUUACUAACGUCAGUUAAACUGCGAGCUGAAUUGUGUUUUCGGUGAUACCCCGAGGAAAUACUCCAUUUGGAAAAGAGAUAUUUUGGAGUCAUAAACGGGUAACUAGAGCUUGAUUGACAGGACUGGUGACCUUCCCUGGCAGCUGGGCGUGGUGUGACUUUAUUUGGCCUUUCCAAAUUCAGUGAAUUAACCUAAUCUGACCAGAGGACUGACAUAUAACGCAGUAUGUAACAGCAGAGAGUCCUCAGUAACCUGUUUUAAUCGGACAUGUGAUUGAGUUUAUGGGUGUGUGGUCACUUGUUGUGAGAAUGCCUCGCCGCUCGGUAGUGAACUUGCUGGGUCUGGGGACUCGAGCUGUCAGUCUGCUGAAUGGAAACUCACUUCAGACCUUUCACUCUUCUCUAAAACACGCCUCCUCGCUGCCUAAAGCUGGAUUCAAACCUGAGAAAGUAGCAGUGGUUACAAAGACCACCAGGUAUGAGUUUGAGCAGCAGCGAUACCAGUAUGCAGGGCUCUCUGAAGAGGACCUCAAACACCUGCUCGCUCUGAAGGGCUCCAGCUACAGCGGCCUGCAGGAAAGACACAAAAUACACACCAACAACGUGGAGCACAUUGUGAAGAGCCUGCGGAGCGAAGGCAUUGAGGUUCGGAUUGUGAAGAGGGGAGAAUAUGAUGAAGAAGUGGUCCGAUGGGCCGAUGCCAUCAUCUCUGCUGGAGGUGACGGACAAUGCGCUUGUUGCCAGAAGGUUAAGCAAAGACAAACCAGCGAUGGAGGAACACGGACCCGAAGGGUCAGAAGUCACCUGGCCUGCCGGCCUAACACCAUGCCUUCCAGAAAGCCUGAAGAAGCCGGUUCGUGA